This is a messenger RNA of Cuscuta epithymum, 2778 nucleotides long. Lineage: Eukaryota; Viridiplantae; Streptophyta; Magnoliopsida; Solanales; Convolvulaceae. The record is from the annotation of a GenBank genome assembly.
AUUUUUAUGUUAAUAUUCUAAAGUUAAUAUUAAGUUCCCGGUUGUUUAAACAAACUCUACAUGAACCCAUAUGGACGUCCGCACCAGCUCAGUCAAUCCUAUAAACCUUAGCUUUACCUGAGCAACCUAUACAUGAGAAGAGACAAGAGAAUCUCAUGAGUUGUGAUGUCCAAUAAGCCUCCUUUACCUUUUGAUUCAUCAACUUGUUCUACAUUUCAACUAAUUUCACUGUCCUUAACAUUCUCCUAAGUUCAGGACGUCGCUGCCUCCCCAGCCAGUCCAACACCACAGCUUAGCAGUGCCUCCCCGCUUACAAACUCCAAGUUUCUGAUAUCAUCUACUCUGAUUUGUCACCAUGUCACGCAUAUGCGUGAAGAACUUGCCUGCAUAUGUAUCCAAGGAUCGCUUGAGAGAACACUUCUCCCUGAAAGGCGAAAUUACCGACAUCAAGCUCAUUCAUACUCAAGAUGGGAAGAGCAGACAGGUUGGAUAUGUAGGGUAUAGGACAGAUCAAGAAGCUGGAGAAGCCCUUAAGUACUUCGACAAGUCUUUUAUGGACACAUGCAGGAUUAGCUGCGAGAUUGCUCAUAAAGUUGGGGAUCCAAAAAUCUCACGCCCUUGGAGUAGGUACUCCCUGGAAAAGCAUGAAAUUUUAUCAAAAAGAAAGAUAUCAAUGGGCAGUGAAGGUUCUAAAGGUGCACAAGCACAUGGAGGGACCAGUAGGGCUAAGAAGAAGGAUGUGUUAAAUGAUAACCCUGAGUUUCAAGAGUUUCUCCAAGUCAUGCAAUCACGUAAGAAGUCAAAGUUAUGGGCAAAUGAUUCUCUCGCAUUUACUUCUUUAGACAGCAAGCAUGAUCCUGCAAAGGAUACACUCACAGUGGAAGCUAAAGUUGAUGGGUAUACUGAAGAGUUUAGUACAGAAUAUGAGAAGGAAGAAAUUCUUAAGAUUGGCCGUCUUGACAUCUUUAAUCUGCCUUAUGUUGCCACUGAAGAGGAGACGGAAAAACACUUCAGCAGAUUUGGUGAUAUCACACAUUUCCAUCUUGUUAUUGAUAAAGAAACAAAACAGUCUAAAGGCAAAGCAUUUGUGGUUUACAGUCUUCCAGAAUCUGCUGUCAGGGCUUUUGAAGAGCUGAACAAAACAAGUUUUCAGGGGAGAAUAUUAUACAUCAGGCCUGCAAAAGAAAACAAUAUUUUUAAGACUAAUAACUUUACUCAACAUUACUCGUCAAAGACAUUUAAACAACUAAGAAAUGAGGAAAGGAAAGCAUCUGAAACAAAUGGAGAUAGAAGAGGAUGGAAUAGUUUGUUCAUGCGAACAGACACAGUUGUUGAAAAUAUUGCGCGGAAACUUGGUGUUAGUAAAACUGAAUUACUCGAUGGAGAAGCUAAUGAUCUUGCAGUUCGUACUUCACUCGGAGAAACUAAAGUAAUUGAAGACACAAAAAGGGCUCUUUCCGAUGCUGGAAUUGAUGUUGCCUUAUUAGAGGUUUCAUGUGGGAAGAAUAAUAAUGCUUUGAAGAAAAGUCGUGUCAUCUUGGUGAAAAACUUGCCAUAUUGUUCAUCAGAAUCUGAACUGGCUGAAAUGUUCGGAAAAUUUGGCAAUUUGGAGAAAGUGGUUCUUCCGUCUACACACACUCUGGCCUUGGUAAUCUUUGUGGAAACUGUUGAUGCUCAUGCAUGCUUUAAUGCUCUAAGAUACAAGUGUUACAAGGGAGCUCCAUUGUAUUUGGAAUUGGUACCCGAGUGUAUUCUAAAUAAAACUACUCUGAUUCCUGGAGGUGAUUCAAGUAAUAAUUCCGUUAUGGUUGAUCGAGACUCCAAUAGAGUUUUGUUGAAUCAGCAAGUGAAAGAAGAUAUGACAGAUUUUGAUGUUGAUCAUGACAAAAUUGAGUCUCGUUCAGUUUAUAUUAAGAACCUGAACUUCAGAACAUCAGAUGAUGAAUUGAAAAAGCAUUUCACAGAUCGCAUGACGGAAGGAAUAAUAUUUAGUGUCACGAUAAAGAAGCGUAUCAAAGAUGGAAAAAUUGUAUCAAUGGGGUUCGGGUUCAUAGAAUUUGAUUCUGUUGAUACAGCAUUGAAAAUCUACAAAGAUAUGCAGGGUACUGUGUUGGACCAACAUGCCCUCACAUUGCAAUUAUGCCAAGCUAAAAAGGAUGAACUUAAUGGACACAAAAAAUUUGGACGUGUGAAGGGUUCAAAAAAAUUGAUUGUAAAGAAUGUUGCUUUUGAAUCAACUGAGAAAGAUCUUAGACAGCUAUUCAGUUCAUUUGGUCAGCGUUUGAGGCUGCCAAAGAGGUUUGGAGAUGGGAAUCACCGAGGUUUCGCCUUUGUGGAGUAUGUAACCGUUAAAGAAGCUGCAGAUGCCCUUCAAGCCCUUUCGAAUACCCAUUUAUAUGGCCGCCAUCUGGUCAUUGAGAUUGCCAAAGAAGGCGAGAGCUUGGAGGAACUGCAGGCUCGAACAGCUCGCCAGUUUGCACAGGAUCCCCUUAAUCCAUCAAAAACGAGGAAGAAUUCUACCUUAUUAGACAACAAUGGAAAUUAAUUAUGAUUUAAAUAUACAAGUAGUUUAUUUUUCAUUCUUUAUUAUUUUAUUCUAUUUUUCAUUCUUUUAAUUUUUAUAUUUUUCCUGGUUUAACUUUAAAACUUUCAUGUAGCUAAAGCACCAAUUUUUUUUUAUUCAAAAUGAAUAAUUAGUAUCCCACUUUUAUUUAAUCAAAGAGAAUUCUCGAGUACGAAUUUCAACAUGGAGUUUUAAUAAGUAUUGUUGCUAUGCUG